CGGCGGGGGCGGCGCGUGCCCCCUCACGCCCGCGGCGCGCGGCCAUGCCGGCACGGAACACGACGAGCAGCGGCGAAGCGCUGGGCGCGGAGAUGGGGGAGCAGGCGGAGGCGGCGGUGAUCACGCCGGCCAUGCUGAAGGAGGAGGAAGAGCUGGAGGCGGCGGGGCUGGAGAAGGAGCGGCAGAUGCUGGAGAAGGCUCGCACGUCUUGGGACAGGGAGUCCACUGAAAUGCGCUAUAAGAGGCUGCAACAUUUGCUUGAAAAAAGCAACAUCUAUUCCAAAUUCUUGCUGACCAAAAUGGAGCAGCAGCAACUGGAGGAGCAGAGGAGGAAAGAGAAGUUAGAGAAGAAGAGAGAGAUGAUGUUAAAAUCUGCCAAGGGUCAAAGCCUGGUAGAUGGCAAAGAGGAGAAAUCAGGUGCAAAAAAGAAGAGAGGGAGAGAAGAUGGGACAUACAACAUCUCAGAAAUUAUGUCCAAAGAGGAAAUAUUAUCGGUGGCAAAGAAAAGUAAAGUGGAAAAUCAGGAUGAAAGCUCUUCUGACAACCUGUGUCCAGAGGACCUGCAGAAAAACGGAGACUCCAACAGCGUCAUUAAGGACAGGUUGUGUCAAGCUGUACGGCACAGUGCCAAGCAGUUCCUCGAUCCGGUGCGGAAGUUUAAUGGACAGCCAGUGCCUUUUCAGCAGCCCAAGAUUUUUACUGGUGGUGUAAUGAGGUGGUACCAAGUGGAAGGCAUGGAGUGGCUAAGGAUGCUUUGGGAGAAUGGUAUCAAUGGCAUUUUGGCUGAUGAAAUGGGGCUGGGGAAGACAAUCCAGUGUAUUGCCACAAUAGCACUGAUGGUGGAGCGAGGAGUCCCUGGUCCAUUCCUAGUAUGUGGUCCUUUGUCUACUCUUCCAAACUGGAUGUCUGAAUUCAAGAGGUUUACUCCAGAGAUCCCACUGAUGCUGUACCACGGAUCUCAGCAGGAGCGUCGGAAACUGGUCCGUAAAAUUCACAGGCGGCAGGGAUCUCUGCAGAUCCACCCCGUGGUCAUCACCUCCUUUGAGAUAGCCAUGCGGGACAGGAAUGCCCUGCAGAGCUGCUUCUGGAAAUACCUGAUAGUAGAUGAGGGUCACAGGAUUAAAAAUAUGAACUGCCGCCUUAUCAGAGAACUGAAACGAUUCAACGCAGACAAUAAACUCCUGUUGACUGGUACUCCCCUGCAAAACAACUUGGCAGAGCUUUGGUCGCUGCUUAACUUCCUGUUGCCAGAUGUGUUUGAUGAUCUGAAGAGCUUUGAAUCCUGGUUUGACAUUACCAGCAUUACAGAAACUGCUGAAGACAUUAUUGCUAAAGAAAGGGAGCAAAACAUCUUACAUAUGCUGCAUCAGAUUCUGACACCUUUCUUACUGAGAAGACUGAAGUCUGACGUUGCUCUCGAGGUUCCUCCUAAACGAGAAGUUGUGGUGUACGCGCCCCUGGCAAAGAAGCAGGAAACUUUCUAUACCGCCAUCGUCAACCGCACCAUCAUGAAGCUGCUGGGAAAUAACGAGGAAGAAGUAGUUGAGUUGAGUCCUACAGGCAGACCAAAGCGCCGGAGUCGAAAAGUGGUUGACUACUGUGAAAACCGUAAUGGCUCACCUGAUGACCUGGAGAAACUCAUCAACAAAGUGCAAGACGAAGUAGAAAAAGAGAGGCCAGUGGUAGAAGUGAGCAUUCCCAUGGACUCAGAGGUGAACCUUAAGCUGCAGAACAUUAUGAUGUUGCUGAGGAAAUGUUGCAAUCACCCCUAUCUUAUUGAAUAUCCGUUGGAUCCUGCCACACAACAAUUCAAGAUUGAUGAAGAUCUAGUAAAGAAUUCAGGCAAGUUUCUACUCUUGGACCGAAUGCUUCCAGAACUGAAAAAGAGAGGACAUAAGGUCUUGUUGUUCUCACAGAUGACAAUGAUGCUUGACAUUUUGAUGGAUUACUGCUAUCUGAGAGACAUGAAAUUUAGUCGAUUGGAUGGCUCUAUGUCCUACUCAGAGAGAGAAGAAAAUAUGCGUCGGUUCAAUACUGACCCUGAAGUCUUCCUGUUCUUAGUGAGUACCAGAGCUGGAGGCUUGGGCAUUAACUUGACUGCUGCAGACACAGUCAUCAUCUACGACAGCGACUGGAACCCCCAGUCGGACCUGCAGGCCCAAGACAGGUGCCACAGAAUUGGUCAGACAAAGCCAGUGGUAGUUUAUCGUCUGGUGACAGCAAAUACUAUUGACCAGAAGAUUGUGGAGAGAGCUGCUGCCAAAAGGAAGCUGGAGAAGCUGAUUAUCCACAAAAAUCAGUUUAAAGGUGGCAAAUCUGGUCUGGCACAGUCCAAGAGCUGCCUGGACCCUCAGGAAUUAAUGGAAUUGCUGAAAUCCCGGGACUAUGAGAGGGAGGUUAAAGGAUCUAAAGAAAAAGUAAUCAGUGAUAAAGACCUCGAGUUACUCCUGGAUAGAAGUGAUCUUCUCGAUCAAAUGAAGACCUCUGAGAAAACGAAAAAGGAGAAAACGGGUGUCUUCAGGGUCCUGGAAGAGUCCUCAGAUUCCAGUGCAGAAUGUGUGUUCUAACGUGCCCACCGUGGCCCAGGUCUUAGGGGACAGACCUCUCUGGGAGAGCCAAUGUCAGAUGUCACUUACACACACUCACCCUUUAUGCUGACUUUCCUUCAGGCCUUGUUCAACUCUCCUCUUCCUUCAGUAAAUGGUACCACGUUCUACACUGCAGGUGAUAGUUUCACGUUGUAGCUUUGGUAGGCUCUUGUAAAGAAUUAAGAGAAGGAGCAUGUGUGAACUCUGCUGACCGUGGCAGAAACUGGCCAAUUGGUGUGGGAAAACAGACUCCUUCCUGUGGAAGUCCUGAAACACUUUGUUGUUAUGGAGUCAUUUAGGGUUUGAUGUGGAAGGGAGAGAAUGUGUAGCCUUGUUACAGACCAGUGUGUAGCUUCUGGUUUUAGCUUCUGCAAAUUAUUUUGGUUGAAUAAAUGUUUGGUUUGUCUAAAA
Molecule: messenger RNA, 2999 nt
Organism: Colius striatus (speckled mousebird)
Lineage: Eukaryota; Metazoa; Chordata; Aves; Coliiformes; Coliidae
Gene: HELLS
Product: helicase, lymphoid specific
Exons: 22
Coding region: 45-2567 (840 amino acids)
Biological process (GO): pericentric heterochromatin formation; lymphocyte proliferation; negative regulation of gene expression via chromosomal CpG island methylation
Cellular component (GO): pericentric heterochromatin; nucleus
Molecular function (GO): chromatin binding; ATP binding; ATP-dependent chromatin remodeler activity
Source: RefSeq, a predicted model, not a curated record